Aphanomyces invadans is the source of this 576-nucleotide messenger RNA. RefSeq lists its product as hypothetical. Gene Ontology annotation, cellular component: extracellular region. Bases 1 to 576 code for a protein of 191 amino acids. The record is from RefSeq and is a predicted model, not a curated record. NCBI's taxonomy places the organism in Eukaryota, Oomycota, Saprolegniomycetes, Saprolegniales, Verrucalvaceae. The transcript has a single exon.
AUGUACUUCCCACUUGCCAUUCUCGCGGUGUCCAUGGCCGAUUCGAUCGCGACUGCCCAACGCCUUGGUGAUCCAUCGUUGCUGGUGACUCAGGCCCCCAUGCCAAAUCUCUUGGAAGGCUCCAAGCCUUGCGACUACACGUCCCUCGCGCCAACGUUUUUGCCAUUCUUGGGCGACAUUCAAAAGUGCACUGCCGAUAGCAACUACACGUUUGUGCCGCCCGUGGCCUACCCCACAGCGGAGCAGAUCCAAGUACUGUGUACGACACCCUCAUGCACGAGCACAGUGACGUCACUCCUGUCGUCGACGUUGCCAGAUUGCACGGUCGCUGUCCCGAAUGCCGCGCCUGCCCCGCUCGACGCGCUAAUUCGCCGAAUCGCUGCAUCUUGUCAGCCACCCUCUACGACCACAAUAACCCCCACGACCACCAUCUCCACGACUGCCGAAGUCACCGUGACUCCACCGAUGGAGGACGCCGCCACCGUUGUGCCCAUGGCCACGGCAAAGUCUUCGGCUUGGAUAGCUGUCGCUUCUCCGAUCGCGGUCGUCUUGACAACGGUUGGCAUGCAGUUUUAG